AUGGAAAUGGACUUGGAGAUAUCGCCACAUGCCGGGAGAUCAGAGGUUCAAAGUCAAGUUCCUACUUCGCCCCACUUUCAAAACCCCAUGCAAUACCUUCAUGGCGCAUGCAGCCACUGCUACCGCGAUGAUGAUUGUUUGGCUCAGAGAGAAAUGGCGAUUAGGGCUUCUUAUUGUGAUCGUUUGAUAGAGAUGGAGACGGUAGAAUUUCCGGUUGGUACGGUGGAGGAGGCCUAUAUUCGUGGUGUACACGAUGGACGGAUCAAUGCCCUAUCUCAAUCAUUUGAGGAUUGUGGAGUACGGCCAGGGGAGCAUAACAGCAGUUCUAUCGUUGAUGAUAUCGACGAAAUUUUAAGGAAGUUGACAAACAUGGGACUUGGCACUGCUAAAUCCAACGAGGAUAACAAGAUUGAUGAAAUUGUCCGUGAUUUCAACGAUCAGAUGAUGUUAGAAGACGACGAACUGAAGUACGAAGUUUAUUGGCACUUGGCAUACAUGGAAGGAACGAAAGAUGGUUCCUACAUGCAAGCACAGAUUGAAUACAAAGCACUUACGAUGGACGAUCCGGAACGAAGUGAAAUGCUCAGGAGAGCUGUGCUGUGA
Molecule: messenger RNA, 603 nt
Organism: Sclerotinia sclerotiorum 1980 UF-70
Lineage: Eukaryota; Fungi; Ascomycota; Leotiomycetes; Helotiales; Sclerotiniaceae
Exons: 3
Coding region: 1-603 (200 amino acids)
Source: RefSeq, a predicted model, not a curated record